This is a messenger RNA of Cuscuta europaea, 929 nucleotides long. Lineage: Eukaryota; Viridiplantae; Streptophyta; Magnoliopsida; Solanales; Convolvulaceae. The record is from the annotation of a GenBank genome assembly.
CCCAAAUACAUAAUCCACCAGCCCACACUACACUUACUUCGUCAGGAUCUUAGCUCACAAAGGCAGCUAAAAAAAAAAUAAAGAAAGAGAGAUAAUCUCACCGCCUCUUCUUGGUUUGGAAAUGGGAUCGAGCGGUUUUGGAAGCUUAGUCAAAGUGAUCCUCCAGAACUUUGAUUUGCUCGCUGGGCCCGUGGUUAGUCUGGUUUAUCCUAUGUAUGAGUCAAUCAGAGCCAUAGAGACCAAAAAUCCUGAAGAUGAUCAACAAUGGCUUACCUACUGGAUUCUCUACUCAAUGAUUACACUUUUUGAGCUUACAUUUGCUAAAGCCAUUGAAUGGAUACCCGUCUGGUCAUAUGCAAAACUAAUUGUAACAUGCUGGCUGGCCAUGCCCUACUUCAGUGGUGCCGCGUAUGUGUAUGAACACCUUGUACGACCAUACAUUGUUAAACGACAGGCUAUUAACAUCUGGUAUGUACCACGAAAGCAAGAUGUCUUCGGUAAACAGGAUGACGUUCUAAUUGCAGCGAAAAACUACAUCGCGGAACACGGAACUGCAGAUUUUGAGAAGAUUAUUAACAAGGCCGGAAAAGGAUCGAAGUCCCGAGAAUAGCAGUUAUGAGGAUAACAGAUAUAUAGAUAUGUGAAUGUUCUGCAACUCCCUUGUUGCCCCUUGGUGAAGAAUAGUAGUUAUCUGACCUUUUAAAAAGUGUUCCCCUUUGCAACUCUGAAAGUUAGUAUGUAGUAAACUAAUAGAUAUAUAUACUCUCGCGCGUAGAACUUUAUGUAUUGCGAGGAAUGAAUUAUGUCGUCCCCCUCGUAUGCACUGAUUAUACUUCAUGUAUGUGUAAGCAAUUUUCUUGUAUAAUUUUAGAGAUCACCUAAACAUGGAAAAGGUAGCUCAAUUUCCUGGACAGUCAAAAUCUCACAUG